GCUAGUAGCUUUAAGACAACAACAACAACAAUUCAACAUUACCACCACUACUAUAAAACUGCAUCAAUCAUCAGCUGCUGCUGUCUGCUGACUAGUAGAUUUGCCACUUAGUUAUAAUAGCAUAUAAAUGAAGUCGUCAUAGUCAUAUUUUCUUUUAAUAUUUAAAUAUUAUUACUGUUACCGCUAAAUUUAUAAAUAAUAGAAAAAAAUAAAUAAAAAAUUUGACAACAUUUACUACGGAAUGUACGACAAUUUUAAAUCGACGUGUUGCGCUCAAAAUCUUAAAAAAACUUUAAGUGUGCUAAUAUAAUAAUAUACGUUAAUUUUUAACAUUUUGGGUAAAUGGCGAAUACUGAUGAACCAUUCAAAGAAGGCUAUUUAUGGUUUCCACCCCAUGGCGUUCUUUCACAACUUAAGAAAUCUUGGCAAAAACGAUAUUGUCGGCUGUUUAAAUGGAGCAAACAUGGAGUUGAUCGUCUCGAAGUAUUUGAUGGUGUUGAAGAUCAAAAAUUAUCUACUAUUGCUUCUAUUAUACCUCUAGAAAGUUGUGUGAAAAUUACUGAAGAUGCUCAAAAACAUCAACCUAAUGUAUUUGCUGUUUGGACUAAAACUGGAGUUCAUCAUUUUUCUGCCAAUUCUGAACAAGAAAUGACUGAAUGGAUUUGUGCUUUACAAGCAGUAGCAUUUAGAGAUAAUGCUUCUAGACAAACUAUUGAAGAAGAUAACGAUUUAUAUUGUUCAUCAGGCGAUGCUGGAGUAUUUAGUGUUAAAUUAGUGCCAUCCGAUGCUAGUGUACGUUGUGGUUUAAAAGAACAACCAUAUACUUUAGUAGUAACUCCUGUUGCUCUUCAAUUAAGAGAAUCUGAUGAAAAUGAUACUUUACUUUUAACAUGGCCUUAUCGUUUCAUACGACGCUAUGGCUAUAGAGCAGGACGAUUUACAUUUGAAGCUGGUCGUAAGUGUGCCAGCGGUGAAGGUGUUUUUCAUCUUGAACAUUCAAACCAGCAAGAAAUUUUUCGAUGUAUAUCAUCUAAAAUGAAAAGUAUGAAAAAAUUAUUAAGUGGUGAAGGAUCAUCUUCUAUUAUUUGUGGAAAUAAUCAGUUUCGAGCUGCUUUAUCAAUGAUGGCUCGUUCUAGAAGUCCAUUACCGCCAUCUCCUACAAGCACCACUCCAUUAUUACUUGAUAAUGAUUUAAGCCCAAUAUCUUCUACUAAACCUCUAAUGCCUUUACCAUCAGUACCUCCUACCCAAUCACCCCCUCCACCACCAUUAAAACCAAAACCAAAGACUUUAUCUAAAAAAAUCCCCAAUAUUUUAAUCAAUGAACCUACAAGCGAUGUAAGAGAAAUAAAAAUCACUCCAGAUGCUGCAUAUGAAGAUGUUCAAGUCAGAAAUGAUGCGUGGAGAACAAUGGGAUUAGAUGACCCUAAUCUAAGUGAUCAAUCUUAUGCUAGUAAUACUGUAGUGCCAAUAGAUGAGUGUAUGGAAAAUUAUGACCAUUUACAACAUUUCGGUUUUAUAUCAAAAACUGCCCCUGGUUAUAAACAAAUAAACCCUAUUUGUUCAACUGUCAAACAAAAACCUAACAUUAAAACAAAAACUAUUAUGUUACCAGCUCGAAAAGCUGAUGAUUCACAUUAUGGUUAUGGUACAAUUAACAAAAAAAAUUCUACAGAAGAAAGUCGAACAUCUAAUUCUUCAUUGAAUUCUGUAGCGCAUAAUGAGUUACAAUACGCUAUGAUCUUUAAAUCUAAUAAAGUCUAGUCGUAAAUAUUACGAAUAUUUUCUUAGAUAUCAAUUCUUAUCUUGGUUGUAUACAAUAUCUUAUUCCUUUACUAUUUUUUAAAUGACUGUUACCUUUAGCGGGAUGCAUGUUCAUUACAUCACUUUUAAGUUGCCAUUUUCUUGAAGAGCUGUUUCAAAUGUAUUUAUUUAAUUAUUUUUAUUCAAAUAUUUAUAUUAAUAUAUAUAAGAUGUGCAAUAUUUUAAAACUGCUCAAACCAUAAUUUAGGUCAAAGAACAAAAAAGAUGUAAUUCAUGAAUUUUUAUGAAGUCUAACUUUAUGAACAAUAGUUUUACCAGUUAUUAAUUAUAAUUUUAUAAUGUGUUAAUUA
Molecule: messenger RNA, 2114 nt
Organism: Daktulosphaira vitifoliae (grape phylloxera)
Lineage: Eukaryota; Metazoa; Arthropoda; Insecta; Hemiptera; Phylloxeridae
Gene: Dok
Product: docking protein 2
Exons: 4
Coding region: 343-1764 (473 amino acids)
Biological process (GO): positive regulation of MAPK cascade; cell surface receptor protein tyrosine kinase signaling pathway
Cellular component (GO): cytoplasm
Source: RefSeq, a predicted model, not a curated record